Molecule: messenger RNA, 1546 nt
Organism: Williopsis jadinii
Lineage: Eukaryota; Fungi; Ascomycota; Saccharomycetes; Phaffomycetales; Wickerhamomycetaceae
Gene: MPE1
Product: cleavage polyadenylation factor subunit MPE1
Exons: 2
Coding region: 87-1304 (405 amino acids)
Biological process (GO): protein ubiquitination; ubiquitin-dependent protein catabolic process; mRNA processing
Cellular component (GO): nucleus
Molecular function (GO): zinc ion binding; nucleic acid binding; ubiquitin protein ligase activity
Source: RefSeq, a predicted model, not a curated record
CCAAUUUCCUCGCGAAGAAUUUCAAACCCAUCAUCCGUCUCAUUGAAGAAAGAACAGAACGGGCUCAGAGACGAAGCAAUUCACCGAUGUCGUCGACGAUCUUCUAUAGAUUCCGCUCGCAGAAGAACACGUCCAGAAUACUCUUCGACGGGACGGGCAUAACGGUGUUUGACUUGAAGAAGGAGAUAAUCAACGAUAACAAGCUUGGUGACGGCACUGGGUUUGACCUGCGGUUGUACAACAACGAUACGAAUGAGGAGUAUACUGACGACACGCUUGUGAUUCCACGUUCCACAUCGGUGAUUGUGAGACGCUCGCCUCCUUCGAGACCAGGGAAGGGAACAGGUGCGCGCUACGUGACGGGGAAGCCUCGUAUCACUAAAGUUACUCUGAAUAACAACACCACCAAUGGCGGUCAGCAGGGCAUCACCGGCGGCGGCAGCGCCGAUUUUGGCGGUGUGAGUGGUAGUGCAGCUGUAGAUAGUCAGCUAUCGGAACAGGAUCGUAUCAAGAUGAUGUUUAUGAACCAAAGCGAUCAGUGGAGAGAGGCCCAGCAGACAAUGGCGAAUGCCACGCCGGUGUUCAACAAGCCGCAACCUUCAGCAGCAACGACAGGAAAUAACCCAGAUGACGUGCCUCCACCAGGUUACAUGUGCUAUAGAUGUGGGUCCAAAGACCAUUGGAUCAAGAAUUGUCCAACGAAUAACGAUCCUAACUGGGAAGGCAAGAGGAUCAAGAGAACCACGGGUAUCCCAAAGACGUACUUGAAAACAGUUGAAAAGCCUGAGGAUGAUUCGUCAAAGACCUAUCUUAUGAACGAGGAAGGCCAAUACGUUGUCCAAGUUGCAGAUUCUAAAACAUGGGGUGAGUACCAAAAAAGAGCUAAUAAGACGAACGAGUUGGACUUGUUGAAAGAUGUUGAUGUUGAACUGCUAGACCCAAUCACGGGGAAAGUGAUGAAGGACCCAGUGACAACUCCGUGUUGUGGUAAAAAUUACUCAAGAGAUACCAUUGAGGAUAUACUCCUCGAGAAAGACCUCGUGUGUCCAAAUUGCUCCAAGCCUGAUCUCUAUCUCGACACUUUGAAGCCAAAUGACGACUUGAAGCAAAAGAUUGACGAAUUGUUGGAACAAGAGAGGGAGAAGCGAGGCAUCAAGAGAACAACCGGAGUGGAAUCAGGAGGUGAUGCAAAGAGACCGAAUCUAACAGGACCACAGAUGCCAAUUCCUAUGAUGCCACCUUUUGGAUUCCCGUUCGUGAUCCCUCCAACAAACCAGGCGCAACCUCAACAGUCAAACGAGUGAAUACACUACAGCAUAUAAACAACGACAGUAACACUCUAUUAAUCUAAUACCCUCGUAUCCUAAUGAGCAGCACCAUCUGCGUAACUGAUAACGGCAUAUUUACCAGAGUACAACCAGGAUAGCUUGUUGUCGUUGGUCUUUCCCCAUUCUUCAGUGAUAUCUUCGUAGACACCUUCCUUCAGCCCUAACAAGACGUCAGCCUUAACUGUUCUCAAGGAUAGGAUCUUCAAACCAGAAGUUGC